CUUAAAUUGCUCUUAUACAUAGUUUAUUUGUUCGGGACCAUAUACAAUUCGAGUAAAUGAGUGAACUUUUCUUUUUAGACAACGUAUGGAUGGAACUUAGUGUUUAGAUGUUAGUAAAUUGUCCCCAGCUAUUUGUGUCGAUGUAUUAUAAUUAAAUACAUGCCUCAUGUUUAACCACAUAUUCUAAGCAUGGCCAUGUACCAAACACCAAACAGGCUAUUAAUGUUGUUUGAUGGUUACAAGCGAUUAGUUGUGUCGUAGCUAACACAGCCAUGUCUGUUCACUUGUAAUGGAGCUGAUUAGCAGUAAUAACGAGCCACUGCGGACAGUUAGUAGUAGCUGUUCAGUCAGUCAGUGCGGGGCCGCCAUGACAAUCAUCGGCUUGUGUGUUGUGUUGGCAGUAGUGGCGCUCAGGCUUGCAACUGCUGUUAGUACGAUAAAAAGCCAGUACAGGAUUUUCGAAAUCGAUUACCAGAACAACAGGUUCCUAAAGGAUGGAGAGCCUUUCCAGUACGUGUCCGGGUCCCUACACUACUUCCGUGUUCCCCGGGUCUACUGGAGGGAGAGAUUGGAGAGAUUGCGCCAGUACCGCGCUGCGGGGCUUAACGCUGUUUGCACUUACAUAGAAUGGAGUCGCCAUGAGUCGUCGCCGGGCACAUACAGUUUUUCUGGAGAGAACGAUUUCGAAUAUUUUGUGCAACUAGCACAAGAAGAGGACCUGCUUGUUAUUUUGAGGCCAGGGCCAUAUAUAUGCUCUGAAAGAGAUUUUGGAGGAUAUCCGACGUGGCUUCUUCAUGAAAAUCCAAAUAUGGGCCUUAGGACAAAUGAAUCAAGUCACACACACUUUGUUGAGUCUUGGUUGAGUGUUUUAUUGCCGAGAAUUCAGCCACUCUUAUAUGGGAAUGGUGGACCUGUUAUUAUGCUACAGGUGGAGAACGAGUAUGGAAGCUUCUCGGCAUGUGACGGACACUACACACGCUGGCUAAGGGACGUGUUUCGUACAUAUGUAGGUGACAAUGCAGUGCUGUUCACUACUGAUGGUGCCGGCAGUGGUUACCUCAAGUGUGGAACCAUUCCUGGGGUCCUCGCCACAGUCGACUUUGGGCCCACUACUAACGUGUCAAGAGAGUUUGACGCCCUAAGACAGUACCAGAAGCACGGACCCCUCGUGAACUCCGAGUUCUACACGGGGUGGCUCACACACUGGGGCGAUCCCAAGAUGGGUUCACGCUCCACUUCAUCUAUAGUCAACUCCACUCGACAGCUUCUAGCCCUCAACGCGUCCUUCAAUUUUUACGUAUUCCACGGUGGGACCAGCUUUGGUUUGUCGACAGGAGCAAACAUCUCGCCUUUCCUGCCUCAGGUCACGUCUUAUGACUUCGAUGCGCCGAUAUCUGAAUCUGGAAACUUAACUGAGAAAUAUUACGCAAUUAGGUCCGUAAUAUCAGAGUUCAUGCCAGUUCCGGACAUUCCAGUGGAGAGUUCAGGAACGAUGGACUAUGGAACGGUUUUGCUAGCGCCAAAGAUAUCACUGUUCGACUCCCAAACGGCCAUCGAAUAUCCAGCCUUCGAAUAUCCCCAGACGUUCGAGUCCUUGCAGCAGUACAGCGGCUUCAUGUUCUACGAGACUCGGCUGCCACCUCGGUUCCCGGGCCUCGGUUACCUCUUAGCCAACAACGUGCACGACCGCACUAUAGUGUGUCUUAACAAGAGACCAGUUGGCGUCCUGAGUAGGAGUGACAACAUAUAUCAGAUGAUCCUGGUUGGUCAAGCUGGGCAGAUGUUGGGCUUGUUGGUAGAAAACCAGGGCCACAUCAACUAUCAGAAUAUGACGGAUCUUAAGGGUCUCGUAGAAAACGUGACUCUAAACGGUGACACACUAACCGGAUGGACGCACACCGGAUAUCCGAUGACCAACGUCUCUCAAAUAGCUACACUCCCAAACAUUAGUAGUGUGGCUCUACCGGCCUUCUUCGGGGGCAGCUUCUCCCUCCCAACAGCCGCCCCCAGAGACGUACCUCUCGGAACAUUUGUGGACAUGACAGGCUGGGGAAAGGGAAUUCUGUACGUGAAUGGAUACAACUUAGGCCGAUACUGGCCUGAGAUGGGACCGCAGAUGUCUCUGUACCUGCCAGGCAGUUUCUUGCGUCAGAACAACACUGUUCUGGUGAUGGAACUUGGCACUCGACACCCCAACAGUACUUUGCGUCUCGUGGCUGAACCUGUGGUCAACAUGAUCCAACAUAGCCACGGUCACAAUGACAGUCAAAUCAAUGUUCAAUUAGCGCACUGAAGAUACAACUGGAUUUGUCAGUUUUAGUUGUUUAUCUGUGUACAAACAAUUAUAUUUAAUGAUAGAAACCAAUUUUUAUCUUAAGCAAUUCUCAUAUAAUAGUUUGUAUGUUCAUUUGUUUUGUAUCUCUGUUUACGUUUCGUUCUUCUAACUCGAACUCAAAGACGGAGUAUUAUAAUUGAAGGUUACAAUACUUAAACUGCAUAACGUUACAUUUAAUUUAUAUGAAUGAUUUGUCAUUUAUAAUAUAUGUCCUGUCCUUUAAUUUACAACUGAAAAUGGACUGUCAACCAACUGGAGGCAUCCUUAUUCUAAAAUAAAAUAAAUUUAUAUUUUU
Molecule: messenger RNA, 2630 nt
Organism: Homalodisca vitripennis (glassy-winged sharpshooter)
Lineage: Eukaryota; Metazoa; Arthropoda; Insecta; Hemiptera; Cicadellidae
Product: beta-galactosidase-like
Exons: 13
Coding region: 290-2293 (667 amino acids)
Biological process (GO): carbohydrate metabolic process
Cellular component (GO): vacuole
Molecular function (GO): beta-galactosidase activity
Source: RefSeq, a predicted model, not a curated record